UCACCGCUUUAUUUCAUGCCUCCUCUGUGCAGAUGCUCACAAGCCUGCACGUUUAAAUUCCUACAAGGUGAAGAUCUCAAGUUUAUAACCUGAUCCAGAUGUGGCUCAUGAUGUUUUAUGUCAUCAGACCUUUUAUUGUAUUGUAACACAAAGCUCUGGAGAAAACCAAGGUCGCUGCACUGUUGCUCUGCUCUGUUGUGAAACGUGAAAUACUUUGCAUUCUUGUCCACAUUGUCUAGAGAGCCGCCCAGGUCACUAAAGAUAACAACCCAAAGCCUGUAGGAUGUGGGCCACAUCUUUGUCCUUUCAGCCCAGUACCUGGUUUGCAUUUCUUCAUUGAUUGUGUUCAUCGUGGCCCCCUGUUAUGCAUUAAUGUGUGCUUGUCCUUGCAUGCAAACGCUGUUGUGAUCCCAUCUCUUUCUUUCAGUGACUGGAUGUGGCAUGAAGCAGUCUAACAACCCACGGACAGGAGCGCGUGGAGCGCUGGACACCUGAGAUGGAGCACAUCUGGAGUUAAGGCGGCCAGCUGCUUCCUCAGGAAGCCCAACCCCCCCGUCCUCCCGCGGCCUCGAAUAGUGCUAGAUGAAGGUUGUUAUAGGGAUCUCUCCAAAAUGCACCGUGGUGACACUGCGUGGAUUCCAUAUUCAGAGUCCAGUGGCUGAGCGUGGAAUCUCUACUGCGACAGCUCUCCUGUGGGUGCCGAGCCAAGAAGCAGACCUUUUGUUCCAUCAUGAGCGCAGAGACUCAUCCAGACAUCACAUCCCCUGACGGAGACGGGAUGGGCGUGUGCGCCGAGCCGAUGGCGACCGACGUGAAGUCCCAGGAGGAGGACGACGAGCGGGAGGAGAACUCAUUCGGCGUGAUAAAGACUGAGUCAGAGGAGAUGGAAGAUAACGAGCCGUAUCUCAAGGCCGAAACAGAGAGGUCUCUGGGGCCAAAGGAGGAAAGCGAGGACGGCAUGGAGGAAGGCGUGGAUGAGGAGAGGACCGAGGAGGACGAGGACGAGGAGCGGGACGGCGAGGCCGAGGACGAGGCGGACGCCCUCAACGAGCCCCAGGACCUGUCGCUGGUGGACUACUCGCGCUACGACGGCGCGGCGCCGCCGGAGGCCCGCGCCGGCGCCGCGGGCGCGGAGGCGGCGGAGGACACCUACAUGCCUGGAGCCGUGGCGCCGCGCAUCCAGGCCUCAGGCAAGCUCAGCUGCGACAUCUGUGGCCUGUCCUGCGUCAGCAUCAAUGUGCUGCUGGUGCACAAGCGCAGCCACACGGGCGAGAGGCCAUUCCACUGCACCCAGUGCGGGGCCUCCUUCACCCAGAAGGGAAACCUGCUUCGCCACAUCAAACUGCACUCCGGGGAGAAGCCUUUCAAGUGCCCCAUGUGCAGCUACGCCUGCCGCCGGCGCGACGCUCUGAGCGGGCACCUGCGCACCCAUUCUGUAGAGAAGCCCUUCAAGUGCAACCACUGCAGUCGCAGCUACAAGCAGAGGAGCUCUCUGGAGGAGCACAGAGAGAGGUGCCAUGUGUACAUCCAGAGCAAAGGGCCCGUGGAGAGAGCAGACGACGGCCACGCGACCAGGACUCCCAUGGGCACCGAGCGGGCGCUGCUGCUGGACAGGCUGGCCAGCAACGUGGCCAAGCGGAAGAGCUCAAUGCCCCAGAAGUUCACCGGCGACAACGGUGUCUGCCUGGACCUGAGCUUUAACCGGGACCUGGUUCCCAGAGCAGAUGUCAAGGACCCUGCAUCAGACUCUCCGGGGUCCGAUAACCAUCAUCAGCCACAAGCAGUCCUCACAGGCCCAGACAGCGAGGCAGCUCCCUCCCACAGGCCCUACCCCAUCCCAUUAAACCGCAAUGACAUCAGCCCCAUGGGCCUCACAAACGGCCACAAGAUGGGCAUGCCCCUCCUGGGCCUCCAUCACGCCUCCCAGCCACCGCUCAGCAUGGACUCCUUCCACACUGACGGCUCCCAGUUGUCCCAGCCUGUGAUGUACAGUUUAGGGCAUCUGCUGGAGGGGCUGAACUACCAGAACGGCGUUCCCCACCCACACAAUCAGCACCUGCCGCUGUCCCCGCUGGAGGCGCUGCGAGCGGCGCGGGCCGACGGGGAGGCGGGGGUGCCGCCCGGCGCCGUCUACCCCUGCGGCCACUGCAAGGUGAUCUUCCUGGACUAUGUCAUGUUCACCAUCCACAUGGGCUGCCACGGCUUCCGCGACCCGCUCGAGUGCAACGUGUGCGGCCACCGCAGCCGGGACCGUUACGAGUUCUCUUCCCACAUAGCCCGCGGUGAACACCGCCUAGAACUGAAGUAGCGCCGGCUCACACUCACAUCCACUCGCACACAUCUGCCUAGACAGAUAACGUGGUCUAUGCACACACUGAUUUACUCAUAUUAGUAGCUGGUAGUACCAAAAAUGAAAGCAUGAGGUAGCAUGUGUGUGUGUGUGUGUGUGUGUGUGUGUGUGUGUGUGUGUGUGUGUGUGUGUGUGUGUGUGUGUGUGUGUGUGUGUGUGUGUGUGUGUGUGUUACGAGCAUUCUUAGUCACGCUGAGCCCUUUCUGAAAAAAUGUAGAGGUUUUUUAGUUCUUUUUAAACAUGUGGUUUGGUUUUACUUAAGGCUGUUUCAUUUAGUUGUGCUAUUUAGCAAUAUGUCAAGUAUCCAUUUAAGUGUUAGAAGAGUAGCCAAUGCUGGAGUAUUAGUUUAUAGCUUCUGCUGUUGUGGGGGUUUUUUCUUGUUACCUGUGUAAAAAUAAAAGAACGUGUUUUUUUUUA
Molecule: messenger RNA, 2767 nt
Organism: Betta splendens (Siamese fighting fish)
Lineage: Eukaryota; Metazoa; Chordata; Actinopteri; Anabantiformes; Osphronemidae
Product: zinc finger protein Eos-like
Exons: 10
Coding region: 731-2308 (525 amino acids)
Biological process (GO): regulation of transcription by RNA polymerase II
Molecular function (GO): RNA polymerase II cis-regulatory region sequence-specific DNA binding; DNA-binding transcription factor activity
Source: RefSeq, a predicted model, not a curated record